Messenger RNA from Candidozyma auris, 381 nucleotides. RefSeq names its product holo-[acyl-carrier-protein] synthase (gene PPT2). The record is from RefSeq and is a predicted model, not a curated record. The transcript has a single exon. Gene Ontology annotation, biological process: fatty acid biosynthetic process. The coding region runs from base 1 to 381 and encodes 126 amino acids. Gene Ontology annotation, molecular function: magnesium ion binding; holo-[acyl-carrier-protein] synthase activity. Lineage: Eukaryota; Fungi; Ascomycota; Pichiomycetes; Serinales; Metschnikowiaceae.
AUGAUCUUGGGGUUGGGGGUCGAUAUCGUGCACAUCCUGCGGUUUAGCAGGCUCCUAGCAAAAGGAAAACCUUUUUCGGACCGACUAUGUCAACGAAUUCUCCAUCCACGUGAAUUGGCCAAGUUCAGAGACCUAAGAAGCGAGGCGGCGGCUAGAUACCUAGCAGGCUCUUGGGCAGCGAAGGAAGCAGUGUUCAAGACCCUAGACGAGAGCGAUCAGAAGACGUUCGAGUUCAACAAGUGGUACAAGUACAGUGUGGGGAAGAAACCAAGCAUUGGUACUGAUGGCGCUAAGGAUGUGUUUCUACUAAGUGUUUCUCACGAUAACGAUAUGCUUAUAGCCACGGUCCUUCGACAGGCCAGUUUUGCGGGGAAGAGUUGA